UUCGUGACGUCACGUCCCAUAGAUACUGAAAGAGUCAAAAUGGCGGUCGAGGUGGUUGGCGACUUCGAGCUGGAGAAAAUAAGAGCGGAGAUUAAACAGGAAAAACAAAUGAAGGAGAUGCUAGAACAGUCCUCAUCUGAGCUGCGGUAUACAAUUGAGGAAUUGGAGAAACGCUAUGAUGGUGUCGUUGAUGAGGGAAAUGAAUGGAAGACCCGAUGUGAAACACAACAGGAGAUGAACGACCAGCUAGACAAACAGAUUUUUAUGUUACAAAGUAAAGUACAGGAAGCUAAGAGUAACCUUAAAGAUGUUCCUAUUGCCAAAGCUGGGUCUUUCAUAGCCAGUAGUGAUCACGUCAGUAGUAAAAGCCUGGAUAAUUCUUAUAUGAGUUUUGUGGCAUCAGAUUCUAUUCCAAGUACAGCCAAGACAAAGCCAACGGGGAUCACUAUUAACAUAGCAAUAGCCAGUCCACGUCAAGCUGGAAAGUCGACGAAAGACAUGAAGAACUUUGAUGAUCUGUCGGACGCUACUCCGCAUAUGGUCCGAAUGUUGGAGAAGGAAAAGAACAUGCUACACAACCAGAUGCGGGACAUCGAAUGGAGACUUGACCAGGAAUCCAAGGCGUAUCACAAAGCACACGAAGAAAGAAAGACCUACUCAACAGAGAUCCACGCUGCUGCUACUAGGAACAGACUACCAAUAACACACAGAGAAUUGGAGCCAAUCCCGGGCUCACGAACACCAAGAGACAUGGGCCGUUUAAGGUGCUCACAUAUCGACAAUUGGUCAAAGAAAAAUAAAAACCACCCUCCUAUACACAUGCGUCGACCUCGGUACAUGGAUCCCACGUGGAACAGUUUUACACGAAAUAGUAAUAUUCCGGAAGAUCAGCGGAUUUUAGACCCUAAGCGAGGACCGAUCAGGAAAACUGCUGCCGUUAAAAGCCUUCCAAGUCUUGAAAUGACAUAAUGCAUGUACGCGAAACAACAAACCACAUACUUAACGCAGAGACUUUGUAUGUACAGUGGUGUUUUCAACAUUUGUAUUUGUGAACGUGAUGUUUUGGUGGUGAAGUAGAUUAAUCGUUAUCUGUGAUAUAUAUUUAUAUCUGUGCUAUUCUACGUAAUAAUGAAUUAUAGUUCAUUAAUAUCUUCAGAGCUGAAUAUUGUUUGGGAAAUAUUUUUUUUAUACUGAAAAAUACCGGAUUUUCAUAAAACAUAUAAUAAUACACAUUCUUUAUUGAGGACAUCUUUGCAAAAGAAGUAAAAAUACUGUAGAACUACUCUUCAGUGAACACAGUCAUGAAUUUAUUGCAAAACAACCAUAAUUUACUUGAGACGUUGAAAUCCUGUAGAGCUUUGAAUAUUUCGUCGAUUUUUUUUUAUUGGAAUAUGUAAUUACUUGUCUUUAAAUGUCAUUGUUAUGAUAAAUCAUGUAUACAUAUAUAAUAAUUCCUCCUAUUUAACAGCGUUUAUGUAUAUCGAAGGGUGCUUAAUUGUAAAUAUUUUGUUUGGUUACUUAUUUAUUUCCAGUUUCACAAUUUGAGGACAAUGUUAUUUGAACGACUCAAAAUAAGCAAAGAUGUUAUAGACAUAUUUCUAAUCUAUUCAAACAAACUAGUCAUAUCUUAUUCAGAUACUUUGCUCUUAAUAUCGUUAUCGAACCUAUAAAAAGUUAUAUGCUACUAUACACUUUACUCUUGUUAGCUGUAAACGUCACGCUUCAACAAUUUGUACACGACCCAAAUUGGUAGACGGUCAGAAAAUGGUUCUAAUAGUAUUUUAAAAUUGAAUUUGAGCAUUUUCCUCUGACAGUAUGACAAAAGAGAUAUUCAUCAGCAUUUCCACCGAAUAGUUUUGUUUUCAGGAACAUUUUAGAGUUCACGAUGACUUCAAAGUUAACAUCAGAAAACCAGUGAAAACGAUGUACAUCGACGAAGUUUUGGAGAAUUUUGAAGUGGUUAAUUAUAAGCAUGUUUAAAUGUUGAUUUAUGUUUAUUUAUGUUUAUUUAUAACCGGAUGAUAUGAAAGUCUAUAUAUACAAUUGUAGUUCAGUAUGGUAUUUAUCAAAGCAAUAUAUUUUGUUGCAAUCGGCACAUCAACUAGUAGAAAAAGAAACAAGUGUCAUAGCCUGUGCCAGUGUAUACCGAUUCGGGUACUAAUUAUGGCCGAAAAACGCACGAAACCUCACUGCGAGAUUAGAAACAUUCUCGAAAUGAGAUCUGAAUUUUUGAAUAUAACUUAAAAAUGAAAAAACUGUCAAAAUUGUACCAAUUGUCGUAGCGUGAUGUUCGGAAGAUUAAAUUACUUUAAAUACAUUUUACGUCAUUUUAUGCAUUAUUUGAAAUAUAUUAAAACAUUUUUACACUGUUUUUGGCCGUCUUUUCGAUAGAAGUUUUAGGUGUAAUUGUGAGGUAGCGUAUAUACUUAAAUCGUACUAUAAAUAUAUUCAGAUAUAACGUUUUUAUUUAGUUUUUUGUUGUAUUGGAUCAUUUUGCUAAGUAUGUUUAAAGAACUAUUUAUGAUUUAUAUCAGUAAAUGACAUAUUUUCACUGGUCAAUGAUUUAAGUUUGAUCUUUGAUUUCUCGAUCUUAAUUUUUGAAACGUAUUUUUGAUAUAUAUCGAAAAAUCAAUUCAAGCAUCACAUAAUUUCUUUAUACAGUAAUAAAUAUAUACGCAUAUGACAAGAUUUUAGAGGCAUUAAUUCAAAUGUAAAAAAUGUUGUUUUGUCACAGUGGUUUUGUUUUCUGUAUUUAUAUUCACAGUUGAUUUUCAAUACAUAUAUACAUUGUAUAUACUUUUCGAUACAUUUUCAAACACUUCAGACAUCUUUAUUUGGAGAAAAACUGCAUACAUAACUCAAAAGAUAUACAAUGCGAUUUUAUGUGCUGUGAAAUAAGAUAUUUUGGUUGGGCUCAAAUUUCGUGGUUACCCGACAAAACACUAAUUCGUAGGAGCAUGAAUACGUCGAAUACAAGUACCCACGGAGAAUAGCUUUAUAUCAAACUUGUAACUAAAUCGUGAUGAAGAUAUCACGAAAGCAUCCAAAUUAAAAUCCCACAGAAAUUAGUGAUUUUACAGUAUAGAAAGUCCUUGUAUGUCUUUUGCAGUAUAUGUAGAAGAUAUUAAAACGUUAUCAAAUUACAGUAAUAUACUAAUAGCGGCAGUCAAUUUACUCAUUGUGAUAGUUUUGUAUGUUGUAUCUUAAAGAUAUCAUUGCAUUCCGUCCAUUAUUUUUAUUAGAAUAAUUCUUUAAAUAUUUUUAUGUUUAUUUAUAAGUUGUUAUACACUGUUUUCUGAAUUUAUUCGAAACACAUUAAAUAUUAAUAUAACAUGAUUAUAGUCAACAAACAGUCUCCCUAACAUUUAAUGUUACUGUUGAUUUCACGAAGAGAUAAACAUACAUAUGAAAUUAAACUUCAAAUAUAGAAUUUAUUUUUAAAAAGUGGGGUUUUAAACAUUAUUUUAAAUGAAUGAUAUUGCAUUUUAUAUAUGUCAACAAAAACAAAAUUGAAAGGGGGCAAAUGUCCUUAGGUGAAUCUGCCACCGUAGACGAGGGAAUUGAUGACACAUGAAUUGUAAUAAAAAAAUACAUAUC
Mizuhopecten yessoensis (Yesso scallop) is the source of this 3597-nucleotide messenger RNA. Its product is annotated as coiled-coil domain-containing protein 169-like. Bases 40 to 969 code for a protein of 309 amino acids. The transcript has 10 exons. The record is from RefSeq and is a predicted model, not a curated record. NCBI's taxonomy places the organism in Eukaryota, Metazoa, Mollusca, Bivalvia, Pectinida, Pectinidae.